Seminavis robusta is the source of this 852-nucleotide messenger RNA. The record is from the annotation of a GenBank genome assembly. Lineage: Eukaryota; Bacillariophyta; Bacillariophyceae; Naviculales; Naviculaceae.
AUGUCGCUCACUUUUGCCACUACGUUCCUUGCCUAUUUUGCUAUCAUGUCCUCUUUUGCCGUCGGCCUCGAUGUCACUGCUGACGAUGUCUUGGUCAGGAAAGGCGAAGCGGAAAAAACAUCUGCUGACAUGGAAAUUGUCUUUCGCAACGGCCUUCUCAGUGGACACGCGUCAAUUAUGGAGGGCGUGGUUCGUCCUGGAGAACUGUUGGGUUUCCAUAUGCACGAGAACGAAGAUCAGAGCAUGUUCAUCAUAGAGGGAGAGCUCGAAAUUGAGAUUGGCGGAGCCGAUGGCUUUCGCUUCCAUGCCGGUCCCGGUGAUCAUAUCCUCAAGCCACGCAACAUCAGCCACGGGUUUUGGAACGAGGGCUGCACUACCGCACGUUACAUUGAAAUCUCGACGGAGGAUGGCUUUGAGCAGUUUAUUGACAGCCGGGACGGCGGGCUACCCAACAUGAUUGAGACUGGCCUGAGUCUUGGUGUGACUUUUCAGACCAGUCGCUCGACCGAGGUGAUGAAGGAAUGCGAGCUUGUCGGUCUAGCAGGAAUCAACCUUGGAGAUAUGGACCUUGGAGUCCUCAGUGAACUCCCUCGCCCCGGGGAGGUCCCCAUUCCCCCGCCCGGAGAUGUCACCACCACGUUGCCACUAAUCCUGUAUCUCUCCUCUGUCGAUUUCAACAGCUCCAAGUACGCUCAGUGUGAUGCCAAUGCAAGCGUUACCGUCGACACGGCCGUUCUUAGCAAAAGUGCUGCCGACACUAUGAGGGAUACUAAAAUUACUUCUGGUUCUGUGAUGACCAACAGCUUCCUGGCUUAUUUUGGAGCGGUUGUCUUUGGCUACAUGGCUUUCUAA